AUGGAGGCGGCGGCGCUGGCGCGGGAGGGCGGCGGCCCGGCCCCCCCGCCCCACGAGCCCAUCAGCUUCGGCAUCGACCAGAUCCUCAGCGGCCCCGAGCCCCCGGGCGGCGGCGCGGGGCCGGCCCGGGCGGCGGGAGAGCCCGACUACGGGCUGUACGGCGGCGGCUACGGCCCCGCCUGCUCGCUCGGCUCCUACAACCUCAACAUGAGCAUGAACGUGAGCGUGAACGUGACCCCCGCGCCCGCCGCGCCGCCCGCCGGGGUCAUCCGCGUCCCGGCGCACCGGCCCGCGCCCGCCGCGCCGCCCGCCGCGCCGCCGCCGGUGCCCGGGCUCUCGGGGCUCACCUUCCCCUGGAUGGAGACGACGCGGCGCAUCGCCAAGGACCGGCUCUCAGCCGCGCUGUCGCCCUUCGCGGCGACCCGGCGCAUCGGGCACCCCUACCAGAACCGCACGCCGCCCAAGCGGAAGAAGCCGCGCACCUCCUUCAGCCGAGUGCAGAUCUGUGAGCUGGAGAAGCGCUUCCACCGCCAGAAGUACCUGGCCUCAGCCGAGCGUGCCACUCUAGCCAAGGCCCUCAAGAUGACGGACGCCCAGGUCAAAACCUGGUUCCAGAACCGCCGCACCAAGUGGAGGAGGCAGACGGCGGAGGAGCGUGAGGCGGAGCGCCAGCAGGCCAACCGCUUGAUGCUGCACCUGCAGCAGGAGGCCUUCCAGAAGAGCCUGAGCCAGCCGCUGCCCCAGGACCCGCUCUGCAUGCACAACUCCUCCCUGUACGCCCUGCAGAACCUGCAGCCCUGGGCCGAGGACAAUAAGGUGACGUCCGUCUCGGGGGUGGCCUCCGUGGUGUGAGGUCCCUGUGUGGCAGAGGGGGACCACCUGCGCACCUUGGGGACCUUGAACUUGUCAGGAGGAGGCUGUGGGCAGCAGGAGCCUGGCAGGGUGCAAGCCAGCACCUCUGUCUUGUGGCAGGGAGGGGGCUGCUGCUUCCCGGGCACUCCCCUGAGCGGCAGCCCCCUCCCCAUGCCCACCCCCCCCCCGGGUACUGGCCCUCUCCGGGCCCCACCGCUGCCCCAGGUGAGCGGCGGCCCCGGGCAGGUGGACUCCAAAGCCCCGAUGACCCCUGCCUGGAGCACCACGACCCAUGGGCAGCCCUGCCCCCACAGCCUCCGGGGGAUCCUGUGCACUGGGCCCCUCUCCCCACGUGCCUCUGCCGGCCCUGGACUUUCUGCAGGGGCUGCCCGCUCCCCCCAGCUCCCCAGGGCCUGGUGCCCCCCAUCAGCAGCUCUCCCGGCCGGGCUGCCCCCGCUGCUCCACCACCAUCCUGCCUGGGGAGGGCAGAGCCCAGGGUGCGGGUGGCCUCCCCCAGACUUGCACAUUCCCAGUGCUGGAAACUUGCCGCUGCCCUUGCGAGCAGGUGCUGGGGUGGAUGGCGUCCUCACAAGCACCUGCCUUACCCGAGUCGGAGUUCGUCAGCUGGGGGUCCCAGGGCUGGCGAAGAGCCCCAGCCCCUCUGUCCUCUGAGCAGCCCGCCAGACGGAGCUUCUCUGACGCAGGGCAGGACCUCCCGGUGCUGCUGCCCCCACCGCCUCCUGCAGUGCUGGUCCUGGACAAUGGACACAGGGUUCCUGUACGAGCAGGCAGCAGCAGCCCCUCCAGAGGCUGCCCCCUCCAGCCUCUGCUCCCUGGGGGCACUUUGCCUCCUCCCCACGCUGCCUGGUCCUGGUGUGGGACUGAACCUUUGGUCUGGUGAGACCCAGUGCGUGCAGGCAGUGGUGUCCGCUGGGGUCUCUGCUGCAGAACCCCUGGUCCAGCGAACUUCUGGCCCACAACUCGUCCCCUCCUGAGGCAGAGCCAGCACCAGGGCACAGACCUGCCAGACCUCAACCCCAUCCCCAGCUCUGCGUUAGGGGGCCGCAGAGGCUGAGCCCCUCAGCCCUGCUCCAGCUCCAGCCCUGACCGGGAUGGAGCGCAGCUCAGGCAACGUGGUGCCGGGACACGGGGACCCCCCCUCCCGGGCCAGCUCCAGAUGGGGUCCCCGGCUGCUGACGGGUCGUGAGGACCUGCCCCUGCCCCUGCCCCUGCCCUUGACCUUGACCCCAACCCCGGCCCUACGCCCGCCCUGCCGCUGUCCAUGGUGCUGCCCGGGACCCGAUGGGGCGCACGGGGACACCCUCCGGGACCAGGGGUGCCGGCAGGGCGCGGCGGGGGGCGGGACGUCAGCGUCCUGCCGGUGCCGGCAGCGCUGCCGGGGGGAGGCGGGCAGCCGGUGCCGGUUUCCCGGGGGCGGGAUCGGCUGCGGCUCCGUGACGCGGCCCCGUUGUACCGGGAGGCGGGGGCGGGAGCCGCUGCGGCGCCGCCGCAGAGCCUCCGGGAUGAGCGCGGCCGGCCCCGGCGGGGGGGA
This is a messenger RNA of Cygnus olor (mute swan), 2404 nucleotides long. RefSeq names its product T cell leukemia homeobox 2 (gene TLX2). The transcript is spliced from 3 exons. Gene Ontology annotation, biological process: regulation of transcription by RNA polymerase II; animal organ development. Gene Ontology annotation, molecular function: RNA polymerase II cis-regulatory region sequence-specific DNA binding; DNA-binding transcription factor activity, RNA polymerase II-specific. The record is from RefSeq and is a predicted model, not a curated record. Gene Ontology annotation, cellular component: nucleus. Lineage: Eukaryota; Metazoa; Chordata; Aves; Anseriformes; Anatidae. The coding region runs from base 1 to 852 and encodes 283 amino acids.